Molecule: messenger RNA, 1769 nt
Organism: Cornus florida
Lineage: Eukaryota; Viridiplantae; Streptophyta; Magnoliopsida; Cornales; Cornaceae
Product: BOI-related E3 ubiquitin-protein ligase 1-like
Exons: 3
Coding region: 595-1581 (328 amino acids)
Molecular function (GO): ubiquitin-protein transferase activity
Source: RefSeq, a predicted model, not a curated record
UGGCUUAUAUUCAGCCGAAGUUAGUUCCAAAAGAAAACUACUAGAAAAGGCAUUUCCAUUCCCUCGCGAGGAGUAAGAGAGAGAGAGAAGAGAAUAAGGUGUCUCUUGGAUUGUCUCUCUCUUCAGUAUAGCAUCGUCUCUUUGCUUUCUCUUUCCAAACGUACGCAUAAGCUUAGGCUGGCAAACAAAAGAAAAGUAGUAGUAGUAGGUGGAAUUGAGCAAAGUGAGAAGACAAAGAUGGUGGUGUAAGUCGAUCGUGGUGGCCUCUCUCUCAUCAAAUAUAUUUCUUUCUUUUGCUUUCCAUUCUCUCAGAACUCCACCCCCCCCCCCCCCCCCCCUCUCUCUCUAGAAUUAACUCUCUCUCUCUAACCGUCUCAUUUUUUUCCCCCUCAUUGAAGAGUCCGCCUUGGGACAUGUUCUCUUUCAUGCAUUUUAUGUGUUGAGCAUUAAUUUUCUUUAUCCUCAUCAGCUCAUUUUCAACUCCCAUUUCUUUCUUUUUAUAACCCCAUUCAUCUCUCUCCUCUCUCUCUUUAUAUAUAUAUAUAUAUAUAUAUAUAUAUAUAUAUAUAAUCAUAUCAUCUACACAACAACAAUAUGGCCGUUCAAGCUCAAUACCCAUCAAAUGUUCUUUAUUCAAUUGGAAACGACUAUUCAUUACAACCACAACCAGGUGGAGGAGGAGGAGGAGGAGGAGGAUUUAAUGAUCAAUCCACAAUUUUAUUCAACAAUGGAGGGACUAAUUAUCGGAAGAGAGGAAGAGAAAUUGUGGCUAUGAAUCCAUUCUCUAUGCAAUUACCAGAGUCGUCUACACAACAGCUCAUAGAACUCAAUCAGCUUCACACGAACCAACCCAAUGUAGUCUCUACUGGUCUCAACCUCCGAUUAGCUUUCGGAGAUCAACAUCAACAACAACAACAAUUGCAGCAUCAACACCGUCAACAAACUCUCUCUCCUCAAUCAUCAUCAGUCGUAUCAUCACUCCUCUCACAAGAUAUGGAAACCCAAAUCAGAAAUCAGCGGAACGAAAUCGAACAUUUCAUUCAAACCCAGGGAGAGCAGAUGAGGCGCACUUUAGCGGAGAAGAGGCAGAGGCACUACGGUGCGCUGCUGAGCGCGGCGGAGGAAUCGUUGGCUCGGAGGCUGAGGGAGAAGGAGGCGGAGGUGGGGAGAGCGGCGCGGCGGAACGCGGAGCUGGAGGCGCGGGUGGCGCAGCUGAGCGCGGACGCGAGGGUGUGGGAGGCGAAGGCGAGGGCGGAGGCGGCGGCUGCGGCGGCACUGGAGGCCCAGCUGCAGCAGGCGAUGAUAAUGAGCGGCGGCGGCUGCGGGGGGCAGGAGGGGAUAGGUUGCUCCGGGGGCGUAGAGGGGCAGGGGGCGGAGGAUGCCGAGUCGGGGUACGUUGACCCGGACCGAGUGGUAGAGUGGGCUGGGCCGAGUUGCAAGGCGUGUCGGAAGCGAGUCGCCUCGGUGGUGGUUUUGCCGUGUCGGCAUCUUUGCCUCUGUACGGAAUGUGACGCCGUGAUUCAAACUUGCCCACGUUGUCUCUCCUUUAGAAACUCUAGUGUUCAAGUCUUUCUUUCCUAAUGGACCCGGGCCCAUGUUCUCAGUCCAGUUUCUGCCAAAACCAUGAGGUGUUGGCCCACUGGCCCAUGUAGAGCAUAACAAAGUUUGAAAGAAAAAAAAAAAAAACAAAUUGUGAAAACAAAAUAAGUAUAGAAGAAAAUUAAACAAAUUUGAAUAUAAUAAAAUCAUGUCACAUUUUUUUUUUCCCC